Molecule: messenger RNA, 1700 nt
Organism: Clunio marinus
Lineage: Eukaryota; Metazoa; Arthropoda; Insecta; Diptera; Chironomidae
Source: the annotation of a GenBank genome assembly
CUGAUAAGAGACCACUGUUGUUGAUAGUUUGCGUUUGAAUCUCAUCCAAUACCGUCGCACACAUAUUUGUUCCGAUCACGUUUCUUUUUUUUCCCUCUUGAUAUCAAAAAGAAUUCUUUUUUAUAUUAUCAACAAACAGCUUUUCAAUUCAUAACGUGCUCGGUUUUCAGCGUGUACGCACUCGAAAGAAAAGGUUCUUGUGCUGGAAUUUAUUGCUGAAGAUUAUCGGAAUUAAAAAUUAUAAAAAAGUGAAAUUCCUACAAGUGAAUUAUUUAAAAAAAUUAAAUAAAACAUGAAAGUUUAAAAAAUUCAUUCAGAAAACAUUAAAAAACUUCAAUCAAAAAUCCUGGAAUUCAUUGAGAAAAUUAAAACCUUUGAAAUAACGAAGGAAGUUCCAAUAGAAAUGACGACAUUUUCUUCGAAAAGUCAUCAGCAAUCACACGGAACAAUGGAUCACAAUUCAUCGCAUAUCAAGCGACCCAUGAAUGCUUUCAUGGUGUGGAGUAGAGGACAACGAAGAAAAAUGGCAGUGGAAAAUCCUAAAAUGCACAAUUCAGAGAUAAGUAAGAGAUUAGGAGCAGAAUGGAAGCUUCUCACUGAAAUGCAGAAGCGACCAUUCAUCGAUGAAGCCAAGAGGUUGAGAGCACUUCAUAUGAAAGAACAUCCCGACUACAAAUAUCGGCCAAGAAGAAAACCAAAAACUUUGGUGAAGUCUCCUUCGAAUGGUGGACAGUCGAAUGGUCAGCACAAUGGAUCAUCAAAUACAUCACUUCAUGUAAAUAGCAAUAAUAAUAAUAAUGAUUCAAGGAGCUCAAAUAACAACAAUCACCAUCACCAUCAUCAUCACCCCAGUCAUCAUUCAAUGAAAUCGACCUCGCCAAUUAUCAACAAUCAUCUUCACCACUCGCAUCAUGCGACAGGAAAAUAUCCAUUUGCCACUACGAUAGAAUUGCCGCUUUCGUUUCCUUCAUCACAACAUUCUCAACAGCCAACAUUUCCUGCUGGCAUACAUUAUCCGCUUGUGGAUCCAACUUUAGCUUUAGAUUUGCAGGCAAGGUUACAAGCCAUGUAUGCUGGUGUUUAUUAUCCAUGGAGAUUUGGAUGCAGUCCUUUGAUAACUUCUUCAUCUUCACCCCCACAAACUAACAUCUACUUAUCGUCACCAAAAAUCUCACCAACCACAACAACAAAUUCGCCACCCUUAGAGCCUGACACUCAAGCGUCUAUCAUUUGACCAACACCUUUAAGAUUCAACAGCUCGAACUCGAUUGAUCAGUAAGAAGUUUUUUUAAAAGUAGAACUUAGCUAAGAUAUAUUUCGUGUAGUCAGAGAUCAAAGAAAUCUUUUAAUUGAAUUAAGAAAUUCUAGGAUUAAAUUUUAAUGGAAAUGAAGCAAUUGAAGUUGAUUAUGAAUAUCAAAGCCGUCGAAUUUCAGCAUUUAAAAUGUGCAAUUUUUUAUAAUUUGUGCUGUUAUAAGUACGGUAUCUAAAAACUCACGAAGUUUCUUAAUAGUUCAUAAUUUAAUUAAAUGGAAUUGAUGACUAAGUUCUCAAAAAUAUUGUUAAACAUGAUUCUUCUGGGAAAAUCAAUUCUAAAUAAAAAUUUGAAUUUAAUUCUUUGUAUUUUUAUGACUAAUCAACAAUUUUUUAUUUAAAGAAAAUCAUAACUGAGUAAGGCAAACUUUUUGAUUGAAUAUUUCAC